This is a messenger RNA of Clonostachys solani, 303 nucleotides long. NCBI's taxonomy places the organism in Eukaryota, Fungi, Ascomycota, Sordariomycetes, Hypocreales, Bionectriaceae. The record is from the annotation of a GenBank genome assembly.
AUGGCUCUUGCUAGCGGGGAGGAGAACCCUGUAUCCGAUGCAGGCCGCGCGCAAAGCGCCCAGCGGCAGGCUAAAGGGAAGCAGCUGAAUCCGGCUGCGGUCAAUCAUGAGCAACGCAUUGGACAGCCUCGUGAAGACCGGCGGCACAUGGUUGGAGCAGGCAAGGAGGGGGAGGUUGCCAUCCGUUUGGAGGGUCGUGCGGGCAGGUCACCUGGUGCAUCGACCCCCAAUCAUGUGGUCGGCCAGAACACCACCACUGCGACCUUGUCAGGUCUCCACAACGGCAGCCUGCGGGAAGCGUAA